GAAAAAGUGGAAUAGCUGUGAGUGCUACAGUCAAUGAACGCUAGAGUGCAGGCGGCCUAUCAGCUCAGAGAGCCAGAGAGAGAUGCCCCGUGAGACUGUUUCUCUAACGUGAAGCGUGCUCAGUCGAUUUGACUUACUUCAGCCCGGCCGCUGUGCCCGCCUUUCCAAAAGCAUCCUGCUCAACAAGGACAGACAAGUGGCGUCACCCAGAGCUGCUCCGCCACCGCCAGUCACUGAUCUAGUGCCCUGUUUCACUGAGGAACAGCUUCAUCCCUCCAAGCUCUACGCUGCCACUCAGUUGGAGAAGCUCGGGCACCGGUCUGCCUCUGCAUCUCGGAUCAUCAAGCUACUUACAGACAGAUAAAAGUCUUUCUGGAGGUCGCAGCAGUUCCUGCACUGGACUUUGAGCUGAAGAUUCAGCACUUGCACCUGAGCCCCAGCAGAUCCCAUCAUGCCUCACUCGUUCCAGCACAAAAAAGCCCAGCAGAUUCUCCUGCUGUGCCAAGGAGCGAACGGGAUGAGAAAAGACGGGGUACCUGUGGUUUGGAAUCACCCCAAACAAGGUUUCCAGGAACUUGACAAAAUGGCUUGCGCAGCAGACAGCUGCAUACAAUUCACGCGCCAUGCCAGUGAUGUUCUGCUCAACCUGAAUCGGCUGCGCAGCAGAGACAUCCUCACAGACGUGACCAUCCUGGUUAACAGGCAGCAGUUUCGUGCACACAAGACUGUUCUCAUGGCUUGCAGUGGGCUCUUCUACACCAUCUUUACUGACUCCCACAAGUGCAACCUUAAUGCCAUCAGUCUGGACCCAAAGGUGGACCCAGAAGGCUUUGCCAUCCUGCUGGAGUUUAUGUACACCUCCCGACUCACACUAAAGGAAAGCCUGAUCAUGGCUAUCAUGAAUACAGCCAUCUACUUGCAGAUGGACCAUGUUGUGGACACCUGCCAGAGAUUCAUCAAAUCUAGUGAUCCAGCAGCUAAGCUACCAAGAGAUGAAUUCCUGAUCAGUCCCUUGGUUUUACCUCAGGAUGUUCACGCGUACCGGCCCCACGAUGUUGUUGACAGUUUGCACGGCCGCUUAGCUCCGUUCAGGGACGGAAGGCCCUACGGCACAAACUUGUUCGGCGGGGUCAGUACCCCCGGUAACUACCACCUCUACGGGCAGUUUCCCAUGCCAGGAUUCCCCUUCCCUCUCUGCAAGCUGACCGACACCAAAAACGCUUUUGCUGACUUCUCAAAGAGCGGCAUCCACCACAAGAACUGUUCCCCCCACGACAGCAACAUCAGGGCCGAGUACAGCCGGGCGUUCGGCAGCAGCUCCUCCAGCAUCAUCCACUCCACCACUUACGCUUCCAGGGAAGUAGGGAGAGACGACGACAUGAGGAAGGAGAGCCAUGAGAGCGUCCCCCAGGCCGUGGGGCUCGGGUCCAGGAAGCGUGCGUUUCCCGUGUUGGCCCUGGAGCAACAGAGAGAGUCUGGCAAGGAGCACGCUCCUCAGGUGGAGGAAGACCUCAUCCACCAGCACUAUCCCCUGGGCAUCUCCUCCGCCGGACGCAAGAGCCUCGUGAGUAGCCCGCAGAGCCCGCUCAAGUCUGACUGCCAGCCCAACUCCCCGACGGAGUCCAGCAGCAGCAAGAACGCCGGCCUCUCCCAGGCCAGCGGGGUGCAGGCCCAGCAGGGGACGCCGGACCCCAAAGCUCGCAACUGGAAGAAGUACAAGUUCAUCGUGCUGAACCAGAGCGCCAAGGAGGAGGAGGUGGGCCUGAGGGAUCCCGGGCUGCGCUCGCCUCAGCGCCUCGGCCUGCAGCCCUACCUGCACCCCAGCGACUCGGAGAACCUCGACCCCCAGACCACGAGCAAGAGCAGCGACCACAGCGAGGACCUGCCCGUGCCGCAGGCCAGCCGUCUCAACAACAUCAUCAACAGUACUCUUGAGGGGUCACUGAGGAACGGCGAGGCCCACCCUCCACACUACCUGAACCGUCUGAGCUGCUCCACGUGUGGCUCGCGGUCCCCACACCGCUCCGAGGGCUGUCCCAACUCCUCCCGGUCCCGCCUGUCCGAGGACAUGGCCGAGCUGCACUCAGAGUAUUCAGACUCCAGUUGUGAAAACGGUACGUUCUUCUGCAACGAGUGCGACUCCAAGUUCGCCGAGGACGAGGCUCUGAAACAACACAUGCUUCAGGUGCACAGUGACAAGCCAUACAAGUGUGACCGCUGCCAGGCUGCGUUCCGGUACAAGGGCAACCUGGCCAGCCACAAGACUGUCCACACAGGAGAGAAGCCGUAUCGCUGUAAUAUCUGUGGUGCUCAGUUUAACCGACCAGCUAACCUCAAGACUCACACUCGCAUCCACUCAGGAGAGAAGCCAUACAAAUGUGAGACAUGUGGCGCUCGGUUUGUGCAGGUUGCUCAUCUCCGCGCCCACGUGUUGAUCCACACGGGCGAGAAGCCGUACCCGUGUGAGAUCUGUGGAACGCGCUUCCGCCACCUCCAGACGCUGAAGAGCCACCUCCGCAUUCACACGGGAGAGAAGCCCUACCAUUGUGAAAAAUGCAACCUGCAUUUCCGCCACAAAAGUCAGCUCCGACUGCACCUCCGACAGAAGCACGGCGCCAUCACGAACACCAAGAUCCAGUACCGCAUGUCCACGGCAGAGAUGCCGACUGACUUAACAAAAGCCUGCUGAGCUGGACGGGGGGAAAUGACGGGAGCAGUCUCGACCUUGGCAUUUACGGACCCCAACUUGUACAAUCAUCCAAAAUUGUAGUGCCACACUGUGUUCAUUGGAUAAUUAAAUUGGCUGUGUAUGCCUUCCUAAACGGGUUUCCACUACAUGUGAACGUAGAGCCGCUUACGGCAUCUUAGUCACUUUAUCGUUUCUAUAUAAAUAUAUAUAUAUAUACACACACACAGGUAUGUUGGGGGUGUUUUUAAGCUUUGGAGGUACGUACAUAAAGCUUUAUUUUGUUGAGAAGGUUGGAAUGUAAAUGUGUUUUUUUGGAAAACAAAGUAUUUUAUAUCAGAGAACUUACUUUUCUGAAAGUAUUGAACAUUUUGAUUGACGGGUGGUACAUAUAUUUUAAGAUAACGGGCUUUGCCGCUGUAUAAAGUUGUCAAUAGGUUUUUAUGUAAAUGUACAGACAUGUUGCCAUAUUCACAUGAAGGAAGGGGGGAAAAAAGCGACAUUGUAAUUGGGUUGAGUCUAAAACAUAUCCGUUGACUAUUGCUGUCUGAUGAAGAUGUGCAUGAGGAACUCUUUUAACCGUUGCCAGCAUACGUUAACAUGGGCGACGGCAUAAAUAUUGUGACAUAUUGUGUUAUAUAUCUGUGGGGCUGCUCUCUGCAGGCAGAGCCGGCCCGAGUGUUGAGUUGCAUUUCAAGGUACUGCUUUGUAAUGACCAAGAAAACAUUUUUGCUUCGGAUACAUUUGUAUAAAUGUGACUUCUGUUUUUUCGUCAGUUUGUUUUUAAUAAGUGAACGUUUACAGUUUUUGCUCUUUGUUCUAGAUCCUGCAGUAAAGUUGUGUCAAUGUUGAGGUUUUCGUUUGUAGAUACACUGUGUAUUCAACGUGCCUUUCUCCGUGGUGACUGAAUUCCUCUCCAUUCAGCCCACGUUUAUUAAGGUACAACUCAAGGACAUCAUUCGUUUUAGAUCCCCGUGUGUGUGCGUGCGUGUGAAUAUAUAUUUCUAAAUGCUUGUCAGUAACCUUAGAAAAUGCAACUUUAUCCUUGUACAUUUUCAAGACUUGAGUUUUGGAUUGGGCUUUUUUUAAGCUGCAUUCAAAUUAUUGUAUAAUGUUAUAAAUGUAUGAAUGUAAAAUAAAGGU
This is a messenger RNA of Cololabis saira (Pacific saury), 3829 nucleotides long. RefSeq names its product BCL6A transcription repressor a (gene bcl6aa). NCBI's taxonomy places the organism in Eukaryota, Metazoa, Chordata, Actinopteri, Beloniformes, Belonidae. Gene Ontology annotation, biological process: regulation of transcription by RNA polymerase II. The transcript has 10 exons. Bases 452 to 2689 code for a protein of 745 amino acids. Gene Ontology annotation, cellular component: nucleus. Gene Ontology annotation, molecular function: protein binding; DNA-binding transcription factor activity, RNA polymerase II-specific; RNA polymerase II cis-regulatory region sequence-specific DNA binding. The record is from RefSeq and is a predicted model, not a curated record.